GUUUUUCAGUAAAUAAAUACAUAAGCGUCAUAACGCCACGCCGAUACAUAAAAUCCAAAACCCCGUUACUCUUUCUCUGAGUUUCUCUACUGAUCUCUCCCCGUCACUUUCUUUCUCUUCCCAUACCGUAUGAUCCCGAACCUCUGCAACAUCGGUUUCCUUCCUCCACCUGCCAACCUCUCUCUCUCUCUUCUCAUUUCCCACAUUUACAAACAAGAAAACGGCACUCCCUGAUCAGCUCUCCUUCCACAUCAAAUUGCUCAUCUCUUUUCUCUUUUUUUGGGGAAGCGAAGAAAACAGAGGGCAGCGAUGGGCGAUUCCGAAUCUCUAUCGGAAGCUACAUCUGGAGCAAUAGGAUCGCUGCUCAGCACCACGAUUUUGUAUCCGCUUGAUACCUGUAAGACCAAGUAUCAGGCCGAGGUUCGCGCCCAUGGCCAGCGCCGAUACAGGUGUGACCUUGCCGUCUAGUUUCCGAAUUUCCCGAAUUGGGUCGAUUCCGAUACUUUGGUGUGGUUUCUUGGUGUAGAAACCAUCAAAGAACUGCACUUUUGUUUUCUUUCUUUCUGGUUUAUUGAGUUUUUGGGUAAAAGGUUCUGGGUUUUAGCUUAUUCUGUUGUCAAGGGGGAUUGAUUCGAUUGAAAUUCAACUAGCUCGUUGUUAUGAGAAUGGAAAGCUGGACAUAGUUGAGACCUGUAACCUCAUAUCUCUCUGAUGAAUUUCCCCUGAAAAUCGAGUUGGUUGGCUGCUUCUGGUUUUAGUUUUACAAUGAAUUUUCAAUUCUUGAGCAGCGGAAGACUUCUUCUUGAGUCAUGAUUGAACAGCUGGAGAUUUUGCCACCCUCACUUUGAUGUUAAGUUUGUUGCUAUCUUGGUUUUCAUUUUGUCUGUUUAUGGUUUUUUCUUUUUUCUUCUGUAGGCAUCUAUCAGAUGUUCUAUGGGAAACAAUAUCAAAUGGACAAUUCCUGUCACUAUACCAAGGUUUAGGAACAAAGAAUCUCCAGUCCUUUAUCUCGCAGUUCGUUUACUUCUAUGGAUACAGCUACUUCAAGAGACUGUACCUUGAAAAGAGCGGUUCUAAGAAGAUUGGAACUAAGGCGAACUUGCUUGUUGCUGCUGCUGCAGGAGCAUGCACUGCCAUUGCCACACAGCCAUUAGACACUGCCUCCUCGAGGAUGCAGACCAGUGCAUUUGGCAAGUCCAAAGGGCUUUGGGACACACUGACGGAAGGUGACUGGAGUAAUGCAUUUGAUGGCCUCGGUAUCUCUCUCUUGCUGACGUCGAACCCUGCAAUUCAGGUUGGUGUGACUGGCUUCAUUAAAUAUACAGUGUUUGAUCAGCUCAAACUGAAGUUUCUGAAGGGGAAUCAAGCUAGCCUUUCUGCAUUCACAGCAUUUCUCUUGGGUGCAUUGUCGAAGAGCAUUGCUACCUGUUUAACUUAUCCAGCAAUCAGAUGCAAGGUGAUGAUUCAAGCUGCAGAGGCCGACGAGAACAAUAAGAAGAAAGCCAAGCGGAAGGCAAGCAAGACACUGUCAGGAGUUGUGUUUGCCAUAUGGAGGAAGGAAGGAGUGACAGGGUUCUUCAAAGGACUGCACGCUCAGAUCUUGAAGACGGUGCUGAGCUCGGCUUUGCUUCUGAUGAUCAAGGAGAAGAUCGCGGCCACAACUUGGGUUGUUCUACUUGCAAUCAGAAGGUCACUCUUGGCUCAGAAUGGUAGGCUAAAAAGUGCUUGA
Messenger RNA from Linum tenue, 1729 nucleotides. The record is from the annotation of a GenBank genome assembly. NCBI's taxonomy places the organism in Eukaryota, Viridiplantae, Streptophyta, Magnoliopsida, Malpighiales, Linaceae.